Molecule: messenger RNA, 2070 nt
Organism: Aspergillus pseudotamarii
Lineage: Eukaryota; Fungi; Ascomycota; Eurotiomycetes; Eurotiales; Aspergillaceae
Product: Zn(II)2Cys6 transcription factor domain-containing protein
Exons: 4
Coding region: 217-1824 (535 amino acids)
Biological process (GO): regulation of DNA-templated transcription
Molecular function (GO): zinc ion binding; DNA-binding transcription factor activity, RNA polymerase II-specific
Source: RefSeq, a predicted model, not a curated record
CAAUGUUUCUAGGCUCCAGCUUACUCUAUAAGUAUCGCUCGUAUCGAUUGUCAAGACCCCUUGGUGAUUAGAGUCUCGAUGAACGACUUCGCUGAGAGAUUUGCGUGUUGUAUAUACUACAAGAUCUAUGCAAUCGAAUCCAUACUUACUAAAGCCUAAUCUCCUUAUCGCUUUCUUGAUAUCCACACAUGAUCAAAAUUACCUUGAGUUGUCAUCAUGGUUUACCGUGGGAAACCUAGCACAGGCUGUCAAAACUGUCGAUCUAGACAUAUUAAGUGCGACGAAACUCGUCCUCACUGUAAGGCCUGUAUCCGGACCGGCCGGAUAUGCCCCGGAUAUCCGCACCCACUCGAUGUUAUGCUAAGAGAUCGAACGGCCUUUCAACGCAAGAAAAGUAAUGUUUCUAAGACCAGGGCAGUUAAGUCCACAAAAUGCAAAGAGGGUUCGAAAGAGCUGUCUCCUCCAUUGACAGCGUCAGGGACGACUACGUCGCCUUCUACUGCAUCUACUACAUCAUCCUUGAGCUCCCCAGAGGUGGAAAGCUCGCCUGUCUCCGUAAACGUUGUGGGAGCUCUAAACCCUAAUGUUCCAAGCACUUUACCCCUGCCUUUAGAGAGUACAGUUACCUCUUUAUUCUUCAAUUCCUAUCUUUAUCAGCCGAGAGACCCUCUCAUUCGGAUUGGGUUUAUGGAGCUUUUGCCCGAUCGAUACUUCAAUGCCCGGCCUGGAACUCCUUUGUAUCUGGGUACACUGGCCGUGUCAUUGUUUUCUGUCUCGGCCUGGACAGGGGAUCGCUCGUUUCUCGGCUUGGCGGAGCAGUUCUUCGUGAGAGCUUUGUCGAAGACAAGAGUAGCCUUGCAGGGUAACCUUGGUAAAAAUAUGUUCGAGACUAUAAUGGCAGUUCUUUUGCUGUCUGUCUAUGAGGAGUUUUCUGCUGUUAAGGAGCACAGAAUUGCAGCAAAAACUCAUCUGCAAGGGGCGAUUGCCUUGGUCAACAGCGGCUACAUGCCACCAAGUGAGGAUGCUAAUUCGCAAAUAGUAACAAACUCAAUACAAUGUCAAAUUAUUAAAGCCUCGACGGGACCGGCUUAUCCGACCAUCGAAAUGCCAGAUGUGUGGCCCAUGACAGCACCAAUACCGCAGUCUGCAUCCUCACAGCUGACAGCCGCUGCAACUGAGUUAGUAAAUCUUAGGCAGGUGUGGGAUAAGUUCGCAUCACAACCGGAAUUAUACGGCGCAGACGAAAUCAAUCACAUAUUCUCCAUGGCUAUGGUUCUCGACAGCAAACUUUGUGCCUGGACAUGGGCUCUUCCCCAGCAUUGGGCCCCCGUGCCGGCAACCAUGGUACCCCAAUCUGUUCGCGAGGCAGGUAUGUUCAGAAAUAGGUGCGACUGUUAUACGGAGAUGUGGAUAGGGAGCACAUGGAAUACCUAUCGAGAAUCUCGCAUCGUUGUCCAAAACAUCAUCCUCAACUGCCUCCGUCUGCUCCCAAACCUUGGCACACCGGACAGGGUUGAAACGGUGAUAUCUACUAUCAGAGAAAUGGCCACCGAUAUCUGCGCUGCAGUUCCCUUCUUCUUAGGCAGCCAGACAAUGUCUGUUCACUUGGACCCCUCCAAGGUUGAGUAUCCCGAAGCUGAGGAACGCCGGGUGACAUCAGCCCAUCAACAGACAGCUCCCCUUCUUGGUGGCUGGUUAAUUCGGUCUGAACUUGAGUAUCUUUGCUCGCCUGACCUAUGUUUGCCUGAUGAGCAGCAGACUUGGGUUAAGAGCCAGAUGCACAGAAUCUGGCGAAUCUACACAUUCGAAUCCCGGGUUAUAUGAUACUCUGGGAUGAUUGUCUCAUGGGUUUCAGCGUCGAAUACUUUAUAUAUAAUGGAUGACUAUGCCCGGCACAUAAUUUUUCUCUUUCUCUUGUUUAUAUUACAUGAGGUGACCACUGGGUGCCUUGACCUGCCUCAUUUGGCGUAUGCUACGGCAUUGUACUAUAGCCGCCAGAUUACAAUACAUAUAUUAUGAUGGCUGUGGCAUAUCCACGAAACAUAUUGGACUGGAUGACUCAAAAAGUGC